This is a messenger RNA of Microtus oregoni (creeping vole), 5066 nucleotides long. RefSeq names its product NALCN channel auxiliary factor 1 (gene Nalf1). Lineage: Eukaryota; Metazoa; Chordata; Mammalia; Rodentia; Cricetidae. Gene Ontology annotation, cellular component: plasma membrane. The transcript has 3 exons. Bases 1205 to 2635 code for a protein of 476 amino acids. Gene Ontology annotation, biological process: calcium ion import across plasma membrane. Gene Ontology annotation, molecular function: stretch-activated, monoatomic cation-selective, calcium channel activity. The record is from RefSeq and is a predicted model, not a curated record.
CUCCUCUUGUCAACCUACUCUUUUCUGUAGACUGUCUAGUGAGGGAAAUUGUGUUCACCACUGGUCCCCAACAGGAACCUCUUAGCCACCCUCCCGUGGGUGGCUCGGACUUGUCCCCUGAACUGCGGGGUAUUGAGAAGCUGGACACCUGGGACAGCAGUGUUGGCCACUCAGCCCGCGUCCUGACACCGAAAUAAAAAAAGUGGGGAGGGUCGGCAAGCCGAGGGCAAGAGCCUCGGUGCACUGGGCCCGGAGGGGGCGGCGGAUAGCUGCUCCCCAAGCCGCCGCCCGGCGCGUCCUCGUCCUCCUCCCCGGGCCGAGCCGCCGCCACUGCACCAGGAUGAAGAGACCUCAGGGCGGGAGGAGAUGACGCAAAAUCCAACGCUCCCCCCCAAAAAGUGUGCCUCCAGGACGAAGAUGGCGGCAACUUAGCCUGGGGACUGAAGAUGACUGUGGCCUCCGGAGGCCCAGCGCAGGUGACUCGGCCCCCGGCGGCGCCCGCGGGCAGACCUGCAGCGGCCGCGGCGACAGUCGGAGCGCGGGGUGGGGGGUGGGGGGGAGGGACAUUUUCGCCGGCGGCCGCCCAGGCUCGGGGCGCGGGGAGAGCCAGCGCGAAGUAGGCGCGGGAGGCGGAGGAGAAGCCAGCGACGGAGAGGAAGGAGGAGGAAGAGGAGGAGAAGAGGAGGAGGAGGAGAGGAGGAGGGGAGGCGCUCCGGUCGCCGUCAGUGGGCAGCGGAGACGCGGCAUGCCCCUGGCAGGGGAGAGCGGGCUGUCCUCAGCUGGGCCAUGGGGACCAGCGCGCUGACAAUGCCGGGGUGACAGGAGCAGCGCCAGCCACCCCGCCACCUCCACCACCAUCACCUCCCGCACUCAGCCUCCCCACCGGCCAGCACAGCACCAGCCUCCGCGUCUCUCUCUGAAUCUCUCUCUCUCUCUCUCUCUCUCUCUCUCUCUCUCUCUCCAUUAUUGUCUCCCACUCUCCAGGGGAUGGGGUCGGCUGAUGAUUAGAUCGGAAGCAAUAUCUUUCUCUAAAGUAUGGUAAUAUUUAUGUAGAGAGAGAGAGAGAGAGAGAGAGAGAGAGAGAGAGAGAAGAAACGGGAGGAGGGGAUACGGAAAUUAAACCCUUUAAGUCAAUGCAUGUUGUGGUGACACCGGCACAGGAGCCCUCACGGUGGAGUCGGCCAGGGCUGUGCGUUCCCAAAAUAUGACCAGGGGUGCUUGGAUGUGUCGGCAGUAUGACGACGGCUUAAAAAUCUGGUUGGCAGCACCCCGGGAGAACGAGAAACCGUUCAUCGAUUCAGAGCGGGCUCAGAAAUGGCGACUGUCUCUGGCCUCUCUCUUGUUUUUCACAGUCCUGCUCUCUGAUCACUUGUGGUUCUGCGCCGAGGCCAAGCUGACCCGGACCCGGGACAAAGAGCAUCACCAACAGCAGCAGCAGCAACAGCAGCAGCAGCAGCAACAGCAGCAGCAACAGCAGCAGCAACAGCAGCAGCAACAGCAGCAGCAGCAGCGACAGCAGCAGCGGCAGCGGCAGCAGCAGAGGCAGCGACAGCAGGAACCCUCCUGGCCCGCGCUCCUGGCCAGCAUGGGGGAGUCCUCGCCCGCCGCCCAGGCACACAGACUCCUCUCCGCCUCCUCGUCCCCCACCCUGCCCCCCUCCCCGGGAGGCGGCGGCGGCGGCAGCAGCAAGGGCAACCGAGGCAAGAACAACCGGAGCAAGGCUCUUUUUCUAGGAAACUCUGCCAAGCCGGUGUGGCGCCUGGAGACUUGUUACCCUCAGGGCGCCUCCUCCGGCCAGUGCUUCACGGUGGAGAGCGCGGACUCCGUGUGCGCCAGGAACUGGAGUCGGGGGGCUGCCUCGGGGGAGGAGCAGUCGUCCAGGGGCUCUAGGCCAACUCCGUUGUGGAACUUGUCGGAUUUUUACCUUUCGUUUUGUAAUUCCUACACACUUUGGGAGUUGUUCUCGGGGCGGUCCAGCCCCAGCACUUUGAACUGCAGUUUGGAUGUGGUGCUCACUGAGGGUGGUGAGAUGACCACGUGUAGACAGUGCAUCGAAGCUUACCAGGACUACGACCACCACGCGCAGGAGAAGUACGAAGAGUUUGAAAGUGUGCUGCAUAAGUACUUACAGUCGGAUGAGUACUCAGUGAAGUCAUGUCCCGAGGACUGCAAGAUUGUCUACAAAGCCUGGCUCUGCUCCCAGUAUUUUGAAGUCACACAGUUUAACUGCAGAAAGACAAUUCCAUGCAAGCAAUAUUGUUUGGAGGUGCAGACCAGGUGUCCGUUCAUAUUGCCCGACAAUGACGAAGUCAUCUACGGAGGCCUCUCCAGCUUCAUCUGCACAGGGCUCUACGAAACCUUCCUAACCAAUGAUGAACCCGAAUGCUGUGACAUCAGGAACGAGGAGCAAUCUGCACCCCCACCCAAAGGGACCGUGAAGAGAAGAGACUCCUGUGCCAGGAGGUCGCUCACAGUGUCCUCGGCCACGAGACUGUGCCCUGCCCGGCUCAAGCUGUGUGUUCUCGUCCUCAUCCUCCUUCACACCGUGCUCACGGCCUCCGCAGCGCAGAACUCCACCGGGCUGGGCCUGGGAGGCCUCCCCACGCUCGAGGACAACUCCACCCGGGAGGACUGAGCGCAGUAGGGGCACGCACCGGGUGCGAGCUCACGGCGCAAGGCGCAGGGCUGGACAGGUGCACACUUUUGUGCACAGAGCAUUGGUGACCCACCCGGGAUGUGCACCCGCUGCUGCCCGGGGAACUGAACCCACCCGGGUGCUUUACCCUCGGACUUGCCGCAAGACCUGUGGGUAACAUUCAACAAGAUGGGCCCGAUUCCCAACAAGGACACAGCUGCAGCUUUUUACCGACGAAGAGGCUGCCAGUGACUCAGUUUCUCACACCAUUUUAUACACUGUGUUUUAACGUUUGGAGGUUUUUAUUUUGUUGUUGUUGUUGUUAUUUCUUUUUCUUCUUUCUUUUCUUUCGGUUCGAUUUGAAUUUAUUUUCCGUUUAUUUGAUUUUAUUUCAUUUCUCUGCACUUGUUACUGCAGGAUUUCUUUGUGGGUGAACUUAAGUCUCUCCACUGUCUAUCUAUCUAUUUCUAGUCAUUGUGUGUCCAUCAGAUACUUCUGUCUGCGUCCUGUCAGUUUCUAAUAGAGGAAUGACCGCUAUAACCUCACGGUGUAGCAAAAAAAUAAAAAACAAAAACAAAAAACAUAAAACAAAAACAAAUAAAAAAAAAACAACAAAAAAGAAUUAAAAAUCAACAAAAAAAAGACAAAAAAAGAAAACAAAAAAUAAAAAAAUUCCCUAAGCCUCCUUCCAACCCAUGGACGCCACGCCCUGCAGGCCCUGCUGGCCCUCGCCUUCUGUCCCCAAGCAGACAACAUCCGCUUGCUUCUGUCUGUGUCUCGCAUGGUGGGUGUGUGUCUCGCACAAGCCCUAGCAGAGGGAGCCAGGGCCUAGGGUCCCUCUGGAUGAUCCAACAGUGCAUUCAGAGAGUCAGGCAGCUCACAGGUUUUAUGUGGGGGAAAAAAUAAAAUAACACUAACAGAGUGAAACACGCUCCCGUGAACCGAGUCGCUCCCGUGCCCAUCCCCAGUUCUUUCUUCCUGGUGGAGCAGACAGGAGCGGUCGGUGGUUCACGGCCCACGGCUCACGGCCAGCAAGCAGCCCCUCCUUGAACACAGGGCGCUUGCCUCCAACUGAUGGGAGCAGAGACCAAGAACACAAAUCCAGACUUCUGUUCCUCCUUUAUCGUGGUGGAAGGGAUCUAGUAUACAGAAUAUGUACCAUUUUAUCCCAGUAUCGCCCUGCAUAGGGUUCCAGUUUCCUCCAGGUAUAAAAUGUAUACAGCGCUGCAUUAUCACAGAGGAAACUCUCCUUUUGAAAACAAUCAACCGAUCAGCCAUUUUUACUACCGUGCGAAGCGUCCUCACUCCAGCAAGCUCUAGGCGGCUGAGAAAAAUAAGUCCAAUCACUGUUUGUAUUUCUUUUUCCUUUGUGGGAACAUUUCACCUGCUGAGUGUAUAUGAAUUUGCUUUCUAAAAAGGCUUGUAUGGGUUUACAGUAGGGCCAGUGGAAGGAAAAGUCAAUAAGGGCUGUUUUUACAAAACAAACAAACAAAACAAAUAAUUUUAAAAAGACACUUCACAUUCCUUCCUAUUCUCUAACUACACUUGGGAAGUGCACUUCGGGUAAGUUUGCUGUGUGGCUGAGAGACGAAGGAAAUCCAUAGACAAGGUCCUCUUAGUGAACAAAAUUUAGUUGUUAACUUUAGAGCUAUUAAACACCCCGGGGCACCUGUUUUCGUUCAGAUUCUACCCUCUGCAUCAUGCUUAGCCCUGCGACAUGCGUACAGUAUGCAUAUUUUGUUUUGAAUAAAAUGUUUUGUUCCAGUCUGUUAAGAAUAUUAAAAAAAUAAUAAAGGUAUUGCUUAAUAAAAUUGCUAGAAUUGUUUAGCAGUACAUGCACAAAUAUUUUACUAGAUUCUUUGUUUUACUAGUGUUUUGUUGAGACUGAAACCCUAAAAUGCUCUGCAUAAAUACAAAAAGAAAAAAAACACCAAAAAAAAUGCAAAACUCUCCAGUUUCUUUUUCCUUUUCUUUAAAAACAAUCCCCCUCUCUUCCAAACGGAGAUUAAUUUGCAGGUGUGCCCACACAGACACACACAGAGACACAGAUGCUACGUUUUAAUUUGUGAAAACAUGGCGCUCUGUGGGGAUGCAAAAGGUGCAACCGUGGCUUUGGAGGACCUGCUGACUGUACGAGGUACAGGAAGGAAGGCUCCAAGGAAAAGAACCCUCUGGAGAGCUGUGUUCCAAGGAUGGAGGGUAAGUGAUUGGAUUCUGGGAAUGCGGCCGCCACACAGUGGAAAAGCCUCUCACAAACCCGAUCUCUUCAUCACCCGUCACCCUUCAAACUCAUUCCAGUCACGCUGUAGCGACCUCCAUUCUUGAACAAAACACAGUGUAAACAGGAAAAAAGUGGUACCCCUGUUUGCUGGUACCAAGAGAAGUUGUGCUUCUUUCUAAAGGAGAGCAUAGUAGUAACUAAAACCUAGAA